Euleptes europaea (tarantolino) is the source of this 2511-nucleotide messenger RNA. RefSeq names its product vomeronasal type-2 receptor 26-like. The transcript has 6 exons. NCBI's taxonomy places the organism in Eukaryota, Metazoa, Chordata, Lepidosauria, Squamata, Sphaerodactylidae. Gene Ontology annotation, cellular component: membrane. The record is from RefSeq and is a predicted model, not a curated record. Gene Ontology annotation, molecular function: G protein-coupled receptor activity. Gene Ontology annotation, biological process: G protein-coupled receptor signaling pathway. The coding region runs from base 1 to 2511 and encodes 836 amino acids.
AUGGUUGUAUUUGUGGCAUUGGUGUUAGCGCUGUUGUCUCAGGUGGUAUGCAAAGUCUUGGUUACUAAAUGCACCCUCAGCGAGCCGGUCCCUAUCCUUCAUAAGUACUAUCAGUCGGGAGACCUCAUCAUCGCAGGCAUUAUUUCUCAGAUCUACAUAUUUUCUAAGAGCAUAACCUUCGAAAAACCUCCGUCUCCUGAAUUCCUUGAUGAACAAAUCCACUUCAGUGCAAGCUGGACGUACCGUGCCUCCUUGGAACUUCUCUCCAAAAGGGACAAAUAUGUCCCUAACUACAAGUGUGAGAGGCAGAACAAUCCAUUAGCGGUGAUUGGCGGACCCAGCUCGAAUGUCUGUGUCCACAUGGCCACCGUCCUGUGCAACUACAAGAUUCCCCAGGUCAUAUAUGCUUCGGCUCCUGUGCUAAAUAACAAAACUCAUGCUGUUUUUUUCCACUCAAUGUUCCCAAGUGGGACCCUUCAGUAUAUGGGCAUUGCCAGGUUAUUGCGGCAUUUCAAGUGGACAUGGAUAGGAGUGCUCUCGGAUGACAAUGACAACACAGAGAAGUUUGUAGAGAAUGAGCUUUCUGUGUUUACCGACCACAGCAUCUGCUUUGAGUUUGUACACAUCUUCCCAAAGAUGACUUUUUCCAGUAACAUUGAUCAGUUGGUGGUGAAGGGAGGUGAAACGCUGCAUAUCAUCAAUGCAAGCACUGCCAAUGUGAUGGUCAUGCAUGGUGAAAUCCACACAGUAGCACUUCUAAGGACGAUGCUGUUUCAGGCAGAAUUUGAGGACAAGCCCAUGAAGCCCAAAAUUUGGAUCAUGACCGCACAGAUGGAUUUCACAUCAUAUCCUUUCCAAAGAGAGUGGGACUUAGGCUUCGUCCAUGGUGCUCUCUCCUUCUCAGUUCAUGCAAAGGAGAUGUUAGGAUUCAGGAAGUUUCUUCAGAUGAGAAUCCCUACCUCAGAGACAGAAGAUGGCUUUAUCAAGGACUUCUGGAAGGUGGCAUUUCAGUGUACAUUACCCAACACUGCGGCAGAUGCAACAGAUGAGGAAAUCUGUACUGGGGAGGAGAAGCUGGAGACUCUCCCUGGAUCUGUUUUUGAAAUGAGCAUGACUGGCCACAGUUACAGCAUCUAUAAUGCUGUCUAUGCUGUGGCACAUGCUGUGCAUGCCAUGUAUGCAUCCCAACUCCAACCCAGAGCAACAGCUGACAGAGUGAAACCAAACCUGAUUCCACAGCCUUGGCAGCUACACCAAUUUCUGAGAAGGGUUUCAUUUAACAAUAGUGCAGGAGAAAGAGUUUCCUUCACUCAAAAUGAGGCAUUAAGAGGUGGCUUUGAUAUUCACAACUGGGUCACAUUCCCAAAUAAGUCCUUCCUUAGAUUCAAAGUUGGACAGUUCGAACCAAAGAAAUCCAUGGACAAUGGGUUGACCAUCCGUGAAGGAGCCAUUGUAUGGCCCAGUAGUUUUAACCAGUCACGGCCCCUGUCUGCAUGUAACGACAACUGUCAUUCAGGUUAUAGUAAGACCAAGGCAAAGAUAGAAGGGAAACCAUUUUGCUGCUAUGACUGCAUUAAAUGUUCAGAAGGGAAGAUUUCAGAUCAAAAGGACAUGGAUUACUGUUUUCAGUGUCCUGAAGAUCAAUAUCCAAACAAUAACCAGGAUUCUUGCAUCCCCAGAAUUAUAAGCUUCCUGUCUUAUGAAGAACCUUUGGGGAUCACUUUGGCUGUUUUUGCUCUUCUCUUUUCUUUCCUUACAGUUCUAGUACUCGGGAUCUUCAUUAAACACCAAGACACUCCCAUUGUCAAAGCCAACAACCGAGACCUCACCUACACACUUCUCGUCUCCCUCCUGCUCUCCUUCCUUUGCAUUUUCCUAUUCAUUGGCCAACCAGAAAAACUGAAGUGUCUCCUUCAGCAAAGUGCUUUUGGCACAGUAUUCUCUUUGGCGGUUUCCUGUGUGCUGGCCAAAACCAUCAUGGUGGUUCUAGCCUUCAUGGCAACCAAGCCAGGCUCCAAGAUGAGGAAAUGGGUGGGAAAACGGUUGACCAACUCUAUUGUUCUCUCCAGUUCCUUUAUUCAAGCCACUAUUUGUGUUGUGUGGCUUGCAACCUCUCCCCCCUUCCCAGAUUUUGAUAGGCACUCAACACCGGGAGAAACAGUAUUACAAUGUAAUGAAGGGUCUGUGAUAAUGUUUUAUUGUGUCCUGGGCUUUAUGAGCUUCCUAGCUGUUAUCAGCUUCACUGUUGCUUUCCUAGCCAGAAAGUUGCCUGACAGUUUUAAUGAAGCCAAAUUUAUCACCUUCAGCAUGUUGAUCUUCUGUAGUGUUUGGUUAUCUUUUGUUCCGAGCUACCUGAGCACAAAGGGAAAAUACAUGGUGGCUGUGGAGGUCUUCUCCAUCUUGGCGACCAGUGCUGGGUUACUGAUCUUCAUCUUCUCUCCCAAAUGCUAUAUCAUUUUGAUGAGGCCUGAACUGAACAAAAGGGGGCAGAUAGUAAGACAAAAAUAUUAA